AUACUCCUUCUCAAGUACUUACAGUUGGGUCGUUGCCCGGUUUCACAAAAACCGGGUGACGACCCAACUUUGUCUUUUUUAGACAGAUUAGGUUCUGUCUUGUAGAAGUGGCCGAAAUUAUCUUAAUUGACGUGAUGUGAUUUCUUAUCUGAUGUGACGGAGGAUGAGGUGAGGGCUCUGGCUGCUCUCAUGACCUUCAAGUGUGCUAUGGUGGAUGUGCCGUUUGGAGGGGCCAUGGCUGGUAUCAAGAUAGACCCACUGGAAUACUCGGUUACAGAGCUGGAGAAGGUCACUAGAAGGUUCACCAUGGAGCUGUCCAAGAAAGGCUUCAUUGGACCAGGGUGGUGGCAGAAGGUGCCAAUGGUCCCACUACUAUUGCUGCUGAGAAGAUUCUGAUGGAUCGCAACAUUAUAGUCAUCCCUGACCUGUUUGCAAAUGCUGGAGGAGUGACUGUGUCCUAUUUUGAGUGGCUCAAGAAUCUCAACCAUGUCAGUUAUGGACGGUUGACCUGGAAACACGAGGAAGACUCCAACAAUCAUUUACUAGACAGUGUCCAGCGUAGUCUAGAGGCCAAGUUCUCUGGAGGUCGUGCUGGGUCUAUCCCCAUCACAGCCACCCCUGCAUUCAGUGCUCGCAUUGCUGGAGCUAGUGAGAAGGACAUCGUCAACUCUGGUCUAGAAUACACCAUGGAGAGAUCUGCCAAGCAAAUCAUGCGAGCUGUUCGUGAGUACAACCUUGGUCUGGACCUGAGGACCGCUGCUUAUGUGUGUGCACUGCAGAAGAUCUACACAGUCUACCUAGCGGCUGGCAUCACCUUGUAGCUGCAUAGAGAACACCUGAUAGUGAACAUUGUACCUUCCUACCUGCUAGCUUAUUUUUUGGUAUGUCUGUGGCUUUUAAACACUACAUGUAUGAUUGUAGAUUAGUGAAUUGGUUUAAUCUGGUUACUCUCUUGGUAAAAGAUACAUCGUAUCUUGUUUCCUUUUUCUG
Messenger RNA from Halichondria panicea, 990 nucleotides. RefSeq names its product glutamate dehydrogenase 1, mitochondrial-like. Gene Ontology annotation, biological process: L-glutamate catabolic process. NCBI's taxonomy places the organism in Eukaryota, Metazoa, Porifera, Demospongiae, Suberitida, Halichondriidae. The transcript has 5 exons. Gene Ontology annotation, molecular function: L-glutamate dehydrogenase (NAD+) activity. Gene Ontology annotation, cellular component: mitochondrion. The record is from RefSeq and is a predicted model, not a curated record. Bases 396 to 821 code for a protein of 141 amino acids.